CUCCGCGGGCCCUGAGAUGCUGCGAAACUUUUGAGUCAAGGUGUGGGCGCGGUGACUCUUGCGCGGCGCUGCUUCUUCACAGUCACCGUACACGAUACUGUACACCACACACACGCCAUGCCGACCGUCCACCUGCUCGACUACGUUGCCGGCAACGUCCGCUCGCUCGUCAAUGCCAUCGAGAAGGUUGGCUACACAGUCGUGUGGGUCAAGUCGCCCGCCGACGUGCCCGCCGCAGAUAAACUCAUCAUCCCUGGUGUUGGCCACUUCGGCCACUGCAUGAGCGAGCUCGCCGCCGCCGGCUACGUCGAGCCCGUCCGCGCCCACAUCCGCGCCGGCAAGCCGUUCAUGGGGAUAUGCGUCGGCAUGCAGGCCCUGUUUGAGCGUUCGGAGGAGGACAGCAGUGUCGAGGGUCUCGGCAUCGUCCCCGCGAGCCUGCGCAAGUUCGACGACGCCGACAAGAGCGUGCCGCACAUUGGCUGGAACAGCGCCAACACCUCGCGCCCCGGCGACGUCACCGACGAGUCGCUCUUCGGGCUGCGGCCGACGUCCAAGUACUACUACGUCCACUCCUACGCCGUGCCCUACGAGGAGGGCAAGCUCGAGAAGGCCGGCUGGCAGGUCGCCACGGCGCGCUACGGCGGCGAGGAGUUCAUCGGCGCAGUGGCCAAGGACAACAUCAUGGCGACGCAGUUCCACCCCGAGAAGAGCGGUGCCGCCGGCCUGCGCGUGCUCAGGGCCUUCCUGGACGGGCAGAGGUCGCAGAAGCUGCCAGAGGUGCCGUCGGCCGCCGACACAAAGGAGGGUCUGACACGGCGCGUCAUCGCGUGUCUGGACGUGCGGACAAACGACCAGGGCGAUCUGGUCGUCACAAAGGGUGACCAGUACGACGUCCGAGAAAAAGACGGCAACGCUGGAGUGCGCAACCUCGGCAAGCCCGUCGAGAUGGCUAAGAAGUACUACGAGCAGGGCGCCGACGAGGUCACCUUCCUCAACAUCACCUCCUUCCGCAAUUGCCCCGUCGCCGACACACCCAUGCUCGAGAUCCUGCGCCAAACUAGCGAGACCGUGUUCGUGCCUCUGACCAUUGGCGGCGGCAUCCGCGACACCGUCGACACAGACGGCUCCAAGAUCUCCGCCCUCGACAUCGCAACCAUGUACUUCAAGUCGGGCGCCGACAAAGUCAGCAUCGGCUCCGACGCCGUCACAGCCGCAGAAGAGUACUACGCCCGCGGCAAGAAGCUCGCCGGCACCACAGCCAUCGAGACCAUUUCGUCCGCCUACGGCAACCAGGCCGUCGUCAUCAGCGUCGACCCCAAGCGCAUCUACGUCGCCUCGCCCGACGCCACCCCGCACCACACCAUCCAGACCGCCACGCCCGGCCCCAACGGCGAGCAGUACUGCUGGUACCAGUGCACCAUCAAGGGCGGCCGCGAGGGCCGCGACUUCGACGUGCGCCAGCUGGUCCAGGCCGUCGAGGCCAUGGGCGCCGGCGAGAUCCUGCUCAACUGCAUCGACAAGGACGGCAGCAACAGCGGCUUCGACCUCGAGCUGAUCGACGACGUCAAGGCCGCCAUCAAGAUCCCGGUCAUCGCGAGCAGUGGCGCCGGCAACCCGGGUCACUUCGACGAGGUGUUUGCGAAGACGCGCACAGAUGCGGCGCUGGGCGCGGGCAUGUUCCACCGCGGCGAGUAUACCGUCAAGGACGUCAAGGACUUCCUGCAAGAUAAGGGGCAGGUGGUGCGGGCGUUCGAGGCCGAGAUGUAGGGGGUUAUUCGUACAUAGAUUUAGAGAGGGGUAUAGUAGAGAAAAGUCAAUAUACCUGGAGUUGGGCUUGGCCCGUCGAUCAAGCACCGCGCUCCCAAGAGUCUGAACGUGAAACCCGUUGUCUCAAGACACCACCCUCACUCCUCGUCAUCCUCCUCCUCGCUCUCGACCUUCUUCUUAGCCGCAGCCUUCCUCUUCGGCGCAGCUCUCUUCGGCUUUACAUCCUCCUCCGCAUCCACAUCCUCCGUCUUCAACUCCACAUCCUCUUUCUUCUUCCGCACCGCCUUCGGCUUAGCAUCCUUCUCCUUCUUCCGCUCCACCUGCCCGCCAACCCUCUCCCUCUCGCCCACC
Messenger RNA from Boeremia exigua, 2118 nucleotides. RefSeq lists its product as uncharacterized. Gene Ontology annotation, biological process: L-histidine biosynthetic process. The transcript has 3 exons. Bases 118 to 1767 code for a protein of 549 amino acids. NCBI's taxonomy places the organism in Eukaryota, Fungi, Ascomycota, Dothideomycetes, Pleosporales, Didymellaceae. The record is from RefSeq and is a predicted model, not a curated record. Gene Ontology annotation, molecular function: oxo-acid-lyase activity; imidazoleglycerol-phosphate synthase activity.